This is a messenger RNA of Miniopterus natalensis, 4198 nucleotides long. It is a transcript of the gene SLC67A2, whose product is annotated as solute carrier family 67 member 2. The record is from RefSeq and is a predicted model, not a curated record. Gene Ontology annotation, biological process: transmembrane transport. Lineage: Eukaryota; Metazoa; Chordata; Mammalia; Chiroptera; Miniopteridae. Gene Ontology annotation, molecular function: transmembrane transporter activity.
UAACCACUGAACCAAACCAGCUAGGGCCAGAGUCUGUGUCCUGACAACAAAAGGGUGCCUGCCUCACUUGAGUUAGGACAGUGAGUCACAUUGAGCUAGGAGAGGAGCAGGAAGGCAGUAUUCCUUGCCCGCCUCAGUACAAGGUAUUCAACAGUCCCUAAAGGUUUAAUGUUGAAUUAAUAGUUGUUAAGACAACAAUGGAAGCACGUUUACCAUAUUUCUGUAAACACAGAAUCGUGAGACAGGGAGGGCAGCUUUCCGGAGGGAAUCUCAGUCUCCUGUUAACAUUGCACAUUGCAGCCACCCCCAGGCUUAAUGCCUGUGAGUUCAGAGCCUGGCACUUCUUCUGUUCCAGUUUCUUUAAUCUUAGUUGACACUCGGGAUGCAGGUUCCUCUCCCACCUUCUCCAGUCACCAAUGUUCAAAACCAUUGAAUGUGAGUAGCUCUGCAAAUUUGGAAAGGGGGUUGGCUACCAUCCACUUCUGGUAGAAGAUGGGGACCCCAAGCUACUGCUGCCCUACCUCAGAUGGCAUUCCGAUCUGGCUCUGCCAGGUGAAGAGGAUCUGGACCCUCACUUAGAAAGUCCACGCCUGAGUUCAGAGAAUUGUGGAAACCAAUAUAACCUAGUAUUCAAAAUCGUUUGAGUUGUUUACAAUAUGUCUGCAGAUUAUUCCUGACAGUGGCUGUCUGAUACAGAUUUGAUUUUCAGAGCUCCUCACAUGUUGUCCAUGUGCUGUGGACCUGGCGAGCCUAAUCUGGCAAACAUGAUGUAAAAUUUUAAUUUUGAUAAUUUACUCCAGAGCAUUAUCAGGUCUCUAAUAUCUUCAGGAAGAAAUCUAAGACUUCCCAAAAGUUAAAGAGAGUAGGGAUUUCUUUAAUGGAAAAUGUUGUUAACAAAAUACAUGCAGCUUUGGGUCUUCUUGAAGCAUCUAAUGGCUGUGUUAGGUAACAGCUAAGAAAUAUUACACAUAACUUAGUUAUGAUUUUUAAUAUAGAGAUGUGAAGACCCCUAACACUUUUGGGAAAAUGGUUUCCAAUUAGGAGAAGAAAGGAACAAGAUUAAAGAAUUCAUUUGCCCAAAUAUUCUGUUUUUAGCUAUCUGUUCUUCUAGGUUUUAAUUGGUUUAGAAAGGAAGUCUAAGACAAGAUCCUUUUUGGUCACCAUACUAAGGUGCUGCUAAGCUCUAUGAUUUCAGUCUCUUCUUUUCUCCAGGUACCUGGCGAGAUUUGUAUUUCAUUUCAUCACCUUUAGUCAGGACUUGUUUGGUGUCAGCAUGGUUGUCCCUUUAUUGAGCCUUCAUGUCAAGUCUCUUGGAGCAAGUCCAACAGUUGCAGGAAUAGCAGGCUCCUCCUAUGGCAUUUUGCAGCUCUUUUCUAGCACAUUGGUGGGCUGCUGGAGCGAUGUGGUUGGAAGACGGUUCUCCUUGCUGGUGUGCAUUCUCUGCAGUGCCCUGGGUUAUCUCAUUCUUGGAGUAUCUACCAACGUGUUCCUGUUUGUCCUUGCUAGAGUCCCUGUGGGUAUUUUUAAACAUACACUCUCCAUCUCAAGGGCUCUGAUUUCUGACCUGGUUCCAGAGAAGGAGCGGCCGUUAGUCAUCGGACAGUUAAAUACAGCGUCCAGUGUGGGCUUCAUCUUGGGCCCCAUGGUUGGUGGCUAUCUUAGUGAACUAGAUGGUGGAUUUUGUCUUACAUGCUUCACCUGUUUCUCUGUCUUCAUUCUCAAUGCUGGUCUCGUUUGGCUGUUUCCAUGGAGUGAAGUAAGUGUCAGCAGUACAAAGAGCAGCCUGCGACUGGGUAAGAACGAUGCACGCUUGGGAAAGACAGACCUCGGAGUACAGGAGGCCAGUCCCAGCCCUGGGAGUAUGGUGGGUGAGAAGGCCCGCAGGGCACCCUGGACAGAAGUCACAGCCACGCUGCAGGACAUGAAGAGCUUGGUGUUUUCUGAGAUGUGGGACAUAUUCCUAGUGCGCUUGCUGAUGGCCGUGGCGGUCAUGCUGUAUUACAGUAACUUUGUCUUGGCCCUGGAGGAGCGCUUUGGGGUGAAGCCCAAGGUGACAGGCUACCUUAUCAGCUACAGCAGCGCCCUUGGGGCCCUGGCUGGCUUGGUCCUGGGGCCCGUCCUGCGGCUGUACAGGCACAACUCCCACAGGGUCCUGCUGCACUCCAACGUGCUCACCUUCCUGCUCCUGCUGCUCUACUCCGUGGCCCCCACCAUGGGCGCCGUCGUGGUCUCCUCCACGUUACUGUCCUUCUCCACGGCCAUUGGCAGGACUUGCAUCACAGAUCUCCAGCUAUCGGCGGGCGGGGCCCAGACCAGGGGCGCCCUCAUUGGCAUGGGGCAGUCGGUGACGGCAGUGGGCCGGAUCAUCGCCCCCCUUCUCUCCGGCGUUGCCCAGGAGGUCAGCCCCUGUGGACCCCCUAGCCUAGGGGCUGCGUUAGCCUUGGUGGCUAUUUUCAUAAUGUCACUGAACAAGCCUCGCUGUGGUGGUGACCAGAGUGACAGAUUAAAAAGUGAAUAGAAUGGAUUUGAAGAGCACAAGGAAGCAAAUCCCAGGCGUGUGAACGAGGGACAGAGUCCAGGGGAGAGGGUGUUUGGAAAGGUUGAGCGUCUAAGUGAAAAGACUUGUUUCCAGGUGGUUCAUCCGGGUCAUCCUCCAGCUCUGCAUGUGGGCCCAUGGGAAGGUCAGGAGUCAGAGCCCUGCCAAAGGGGCAGGUGUCAAACAUGCACCUAAAUGUCUUCUCUUCCAGCUUGGGGGGAAGAGCCACCAGCCACAGGACAGGAAAAGAGUGAUGGGAUAAGAGCAUGACCUGUGCAAGGAGGGCAGAGACCCAAGGACUUCCUUCUAAAUAAAAACAGGGUAAUGCGUUAAUAGAGUGCUAUCAGCGGGUACAGGUUCCUAUCCAAAUGUACAGGUGAAGAGGGAGCUUUCCUAUGGUCACACCCUAGAGAUGGAAGAUGCUGCUUUAUUAAAACCAGCAUGACACUUUCUCAAGUUACAGCAAGGUUAUGAAUGCUAGUUCCAGCCCACCCCAGAGACGGAUUCCAUGGGCUGAGGUGAGGCUCAGGCAUCUAUUGUAUUUGGUGAGGACCACUUGCAACUCCUCAUGGAGGUAGAAAAGGGUUCGCUCUGAGACAUGCUGGUUUCAAUUAGAAUAAAGCCCAGAGAGACUUGUUUGUCCUUACUAGUCACUAACUCAGUCUGGACUAUACCCUCCCCAGCUCUCAGCAUUGUACCCUUAACAUUUUGUGCAGAAUAAGAGUGUCGGGUGCCAUGCCUUCCCCAAGAAACUUAAUUCUGCAGUGUCUUGUGUUGAAAGUCAUUUAUUGUACUCUCAUCUGUGAACGGAAGAGCUGUGUAGUCUACACGGACACAUUUUGGUGUGCCUUUUCCUGGGCCUAGGAUGAGCUGCAUUCCAAGAUUAGUGCCCAAGGGGUGAGGGGCCCAGAGUGAGGUUAGCAAGGCUCGCAGGAAGGCGCUUGUGAGGCACUUCCUGCGCCUCACAAUGGAUGACUUCAUUACUAAUAAAAAUCCUUUAGCAGCGCCCUCUCUUCCUCGCACGAACUACCCAAGUGCACAUUCCAUUCCGGCCAUUCUUCUCAAUUAGCCCACCAGGAGGUUAGUCCUGCUUUCACCCCAGUGCACACAGAGGACCGUGAAUAACCGAGGGUUCUUAUAAUAACGAAGAGUUUCAGGAGAAUUUCUCUAAAGAUUGUCUUUCCUUCACUCUCAGAAGUAGACAGGUUUCUUAGAAGCUCUCAAAUACAGCCUAGUUUUUAUUUUUUAAAUCACAGCACUUUAUUUUUGAAGUUAAAUACAAGCCUAUAAACUUGAUGAGGCUUUUCAGUUAAUCAGAUAUGUGGAAAUACUCAGAGCCAAAGACUGGCCUUAGUAGAGAGAGUAGGAAACACUGUUGCGCUGGUGAUGUCAGUGUUUUGGUCACGUGAUUCUUUUUUAGAUAAGUGUUUCCUCACUGCUCCUCUUCAAUAGUCUAAUGUGCUGCUGCUGUUGAGGGCGUUCUGGGGACCAGCAGGGCCAGGACCCCGGGACAGACACACCCACCUCCAACCAGCUGGGCCAUUCCCACAGGACGCCCACCUGCUUUGUGUGCUCUGUAAAGUUUACAACCACUGUGUGUUGGACAGAAUUUGUAUAAUUUAUGGAAUACAACCUCAGGGAAAUUAAAUCUGCUCAAUUAAA